Hyaloperonospora brassicae is the source of this 726-nucleotide messenger RNA. NCBI's taxonomy places the organism in Eukaryota, Oomycota, Peronosporomycetes, Peronosporales, Peronosporaceae. The record is from the annotation of a GenBank genome assembly.
AUGGACCGGUACCUUGUCCACAGCAUUUUUCCGCCAUCCAAUUGGAUGUUGCAAAACUACUUUCUCUUUACAAAGCUGCAGCUGCCAACGAACGUGGAAAUCGACGCGGUCGAGUUCUUGAACGGUGCUCGCUUUGCGUGUGACUUGGCGAUCAAUACCAUGUACUCGAACGAGUUUGUCAACUUUGCCAAUGGAGUCGUCUCCGAGUCGGCUGCAGCAGAAAAGAUGCAAGCUGGACUGUCGCAAACUUGCUACAAGGCGUUUUUGUUUGCGAUGCAACAAACGAGUAAGAGUGGCAACAGGUUUUCACUCAAACAGCUGGACAUCAACGGGGUGUACCUCUAUGGCGUGAAUUGGGAAAGGAUGUCGCUGGCGGAGAUGAAGCAAGAAGAAGCGCUGGAAGCGUUGACGCGAUCACAGAGGGUCGAGUUGGACCAGCUGGAAGAAAAGAAGAAGGAGGGGGAGAGAGACGAGGACCCGAAUGUGUCACACGAGACAAUGCCGUCGGUGGGUAGUCAGACGGCGAAGGCUACUCUAGAGGACCACACCACGAUGAUUGAACGACUGCAUCUGGACGUGCUGUUGGAAACCGUGGAGCAUCUGGAAGUUGUUUCAGCUGAUCUUGCGGACCAAGUACUGGAGAAGAAAUCGUCAGCUGUCUGGCGUUUCGAGUCGCUCGUGACACAGCCGGACAAUCUCGACUGGCGCAUUGUCUCUGUCUUUUAG